UGCAAAGGGUCUGAACUACGAUUAAAAAUACGGUUAGUUUAUUCAUAUUGAAGACUCAGUGAAACUUUAGGAAAGUCCUUAAACAAAGGAGACCCUUGACGAUCGAUUGUUUUGUUGGAAGUAGCGAAAUUUUGGGAAAAAAGCCACCGAAGAAAGACCGGAAGACGGACGGACAAGUUACUUGGAUUCACGGAUUUGAACGUCGCUUGUUGCCCACACGAAGUACAGUAUUUUCCCGAUUUAUGAUAAUCCGUCGAUGUAGUGAUUAUUGUAGUAGCUACAGCCUCUUCGUCAAGAAAUGGAAAGGCGAAAAUUGAAUGAUUUUAACUUCAAAGAUGCAAUCUAAUGUUUUGUUACGCGGUGUCUCCUCAAGAGCAGAAAUUUAUUCAUAGUUUUCAAAAGUGGCAGGACUGAUUUACAAGUGACACUGUUACGGCUUUCGUGGUUUUAACCGAAACAUGGCAAAAGGCAGAGUGGACUUGGACGACCUGAUUGCGUUUUCUUCCGACGAGGAGGACAAUGCAGCCAUAACAUCGGGAGAAUCUUGGCUGGCAGUCUUGUCGUCAGAAUUCAACGCAGGAGCGGGAAGCCGCUCUGGAACUGAGAGUGCACGUUCGUUAUCACCGAGUUUCUUUGAUGGCCGUCAAUCAAGUCGUGAUCGAAACAGCAGCAGAAAUUCUAAUCACGAAGUGCAAAAUGCUAAAACGGAAACCCGAUCUGCACACUUAAACCUUGCGAGUGGAGGAAAUCACCUGAAUCCCUUUAAAUGGACCGAUUUUUCAAGUGACAAUGAGGUAGAACGUGACAGUCUAUUUAAUCAAGAGAGUAGAUUGAGGGCAUCCCGUUCUUGCGACGACCUCUCGCCUCCUAGAAGCCCAGAGAAGAAACCAAGCAACAUUCCUCAAUUUCCUCAUGGUGAAUUUUCUAGUUAUCAUUCAUUAUUUAAACCUCCCUCUGAACUAAUGAACUUUCAAAGUCCAGCAGCUUGCAAUGGCAGACAGGCAGUUCAAAAAGCUCAAAGUCAACAAACUUACACCGCUAGUCCUUGCGUGACAUUAAAUAGCCAGUAUUUUGACCCAAGCAUGCAUAGUACAAACCAAUCUGUAAGAAGCACUGAAUCGUCAAAUUCCAGUGGAGAGCACCCUUACGGUUCUAUCACUCUGAAGCUUAAAGGGAAUCCGGGAGAAUUCUCCAGAAAAGGAAGCAGUGAGAAACUGUUUUCAACAGAAAAACUCUCAAAAGGCAAUGAUGUCUUUCCAGCAGAGAUUACAAAGAGCGCUGAUAAGUCCACUACUAACUCUAAGGACACAAGGUCUUUGAGAGUGCAGUUUCCUGAUGAAGAGGCUGGUGAAAGGUCUCAUCAGUCACGAAAAGGAUCUUUUUCUCGCACAAUGUCUGUUCCUCCUCCUCGCCCACCUCCCCCGAAGAUUUCCCAGCGUCCACUCUCAGCCUCGUUCCCUGACAAGAAAUCACCAUGUGCAUCAAUGACAAGUGAUCGUGAUUCCAAGUUUAUCUUUUAUGGAGAUGGGUUGUUUGAUGUUGCUAAAGAGAGAAACGAAGAGGCCGCUGCCUUCAGCAGAAUGAUGACUGAACUCAGAUCAGACUUCCGCUGGGAUGAAGCCACAAACCCAGGUCACGUGAUAAGUCCCACAAUUCCUUAUGAUCACGAGAGAUUUCCUAACAGUACUGAAGCGAGUUUUGCAAUUUAUACCAGGGAACGACAGGACACCCUUAAGUUCACGUUCAGUGCCCACAGCCGUGUCAGCAAAAUAAUCGAACUUGCUCUGAGUUGCUUAUCAGAUGACAGUAAACUUGUAGAGUUGAGUUCAGCUGCAGUUUAUGUGCUUAAAGUUUGUGGUCGUUCCGAGUAUCUUGAGGCAAACGGUAUCCUGGUUCAGUAUGGCUAUGUGCAAGAAUGCAUCAAAUUCAGACGCGAGGUCGAACUUGUACUCCUUGAAAGCUGGCAGGUCUCUACACAGCUGGCCAGAACCGAGGAAGACGACCUUGAAGGCAGUGUUUCUCAUAACUACAAAGAAUUCUUUGACUGCUCCGUCAGCACUGCUGUGUCCAGGUAUGGGCUGACUGUGCUGCUGGAAGCAUUCAACGAUGAACUUGUCAAAUUGCUGGAAGAAACCACGAGUCAGAGCAUGCCACGCUUUGAGCCUAGCCGCGUAAUCCAAUCUGUGAAGGCCAUUUGCGCAACUCUGGCUACCUUGGAGACAGCAGAAGUGAUUAAUGCCGUUCGCAGGUUAAAGGAUCUUCAAACGACCGAGACUUCUGGUAGAAUGGUUCCUGACCAAGCCGAGUUGAGUGAUGCCCUUUCAAAGCUGCAGUCAGCUGUUUUGCUUCUCAUUGAGAUGUACUGUGAUGCGUUUGAUACAGAAUUUGUCCCCAGUAGGGUAGACAGACCCAAACUGGCCGGUACCAUAGAGGUCACCCGCAUGACGGACAACGUCCGCAUCCACGUGGCAUGCGCUAACAGACUCCCUCUGCAAUGGAAUCAGGACUUUGAGAGCUUUGAAGUACACAGUGGAGUUUACUACGGAGGACGCUUGUCCUGUCCUCUUGAAGUGACGCAGCAAAAGAAGAUCACCAGAAGUUUCUUCGACCAGCUGAGAUGGAACGAGUGGCUGCAGUUCCGGAUUCACGUUCGUCAGCUCCCGCGUGAGUCCCGCCUCUGUCUUACCCUUUAUGGUAUUCCCCCCACAAGCAAAGGGAACACCUUGAACACCAGUAGAACACCGCUUGGCUGGGUGGCAGUACCCCUCUUUGAUUUCAAGGGUGUCUUGAUAUCAGGAACGCAACUUCUCGGCUUGUGGCCUGAUGGCACAGCCAACCCAGUCGGUACCUGUACUUCAAACCUGCUGCACCCCUCUAGUGUGAUUCUGCAAGUAGAGUUUGAACGAUAUUUGGCAGACAUAGUGUUUCCGGACUUCGAGGCUAAUGGCUGGUUACCUUACGAUGAAACCGAUCGGUGUGAACCUCAAGCCACGACCACCGAAGUGUACAAGCACAUUUUGGAAAAGGAUCUUUUUAACGAGCUGAAGCCAGAAGAGAGCGAACUACUCUGGGAACACCGUCACUACUGCAUGUCAGUCCCUAAAGCGUUGCCCCUCAUUCUGUCCUCCGCGCCUUCUUGGGAGUACGGUUUCCUUCCAGAAAUCUACAGUCUGCUGGCUUCGUGGGCGCCUUUGAGACCGGUAGAUGCCAUGGAGUUACUCAAGGUCAGCUUCCCAGACACCCGUGUGAGAGACACAGCAGUGGAAUGGAUGGAGGCGCUCGCAGACGAUGAGCUGUGCGAUUACCUUCCUCAACUUGUUCAGGCGUUGAAGUAUGAAAUCUACCACGACUCCUCCUUGGUCCGUUUUCUUGUGCGUCGGUCCCUUGGCAGUAUCCGGGUCAUGCACUAUCUGUUCUGGUACCUGAAAGACACCAUCAUUGAUCCACAAUUCGGUCAACGAUUUCAGAUCAUUCUGGGCGGCCUGCUAAGUAUCUGUGGAAAUGCGCAGAGGUCCGAGUUUACCAGCCAGGACGAAAUCGUCUCCGAUCUGACGCAGGUGGCUCAGACAGUCAAGAAUGCUAAAGAUUCCACCAGAACGAACGUCCUUCAGCAAGAGCUAGCAGUGAUCGCGGCCAGCUUCAUCACAACCGUCAGACUUCCGAUAAGUCCUGGUUACGAGGUUAAAGGCAUUGAUGCAAGAGCAAGUGGCUACUUCACCUCGAACUCCGCACCACUGCGACUCAUUUUCAAGAACGUUGACCCGUUUGGCGAAGACGUGCACGCCAUGUUCAAAAUCGGCGACGAUAUGAGGCAAGACAGGCUCAUCAUGCAACUUGUGGGAAUCAUGAACAAGAUCUGGUUACGAGAAGGAAUCGAUCUGAAGAUGAUCACCUACAAGUGUGUAGCGACCGAUGUCGAUAUGGGGAUGGUGGAAAUCGUUAAAGGUUCGGUUACACUUCGUCAAAUCCACACUGAACUGGGCUUGGUGGGUUCCUUUAAGGAUGAGCCGAUCGCACGAUGGAUCCAAAAGUACAACACCGGCGAUGAAAGCUACCAACAGGCUGUGGAGAAUUUUACAGCUUCCUGUGCAGGCUACUGUGUCGCUACCUACGUCCUCGGAAUCGGUGACCGUCACAACGAUAACAUCAUGAUUAAGAGAAGCGGUCACUUAUUUCACAUUGACUUCGCCAAGAUCCUCGGAAACGCACAGAUGUUCGGCUCAUUCCGCCGCGAUCGGGCCCCCUUCGUGUUGACAUCGGACAUGGCUUUCGUUAUAAAUGGUGGUUACGAGCCCAGCAGUCGUUUUCAAGACUUCGUAGACCUUUGUUGCAAGGCUUUCAACGUGAUCCGGCGCCACUCCAACUUGCUUCUAAACCUAUUGUCCUUGAUGCUCAAUUCUGGCAUUUCUUGUUUAAGUCAGGUCGCUGAUUUGAAGUACAUCCGAGAUUCCUUGCUCCCAGACGCCUCCGAGGGAGAAGCUACGGCUGCCUUCACGAGACUCAUAGAGGCCAGCCUCUCUUCCUGGUUUACGCAAGUAAAUUUCUUCAUUCACAACGUGGCGCAGGUCCGUGACGUCAGUCAACUAAGACUUUCAGCACCUGCCAACUCCAAACCAAGCUCUGUUCUUUCGUUCGCUCACGGAACGUAUUCUGUCGAUUCAGACGGCUUGGUGGAUUCUGCGCGAGUUGUCGACUUUCAGAAACGCUACAGUCCUGAGAAGUAUUACAUCUACGUUAUUAACAUUUGCCGCGUAGGCGUCGAAGAACCGUCAUUUGUGUUUCGUCGGUUCAACCAGUUCCACGAGCUACACACGAAGCUCACCGAAGCGUUUCCGGACAACAAUCUACCCAAGCUCCCCAGCAAGAUCUACAUUGGUCGAUCGCAGAUCCGGGUGGUGGCUGAGCGCAGACGAAGCGAGCUCGACGAUUACAUCCGACACUUAUUGAUGAUGCCGGCUGAGAUUUCGGAAUCGGAACUUCUGUACACAUUCUUUCACCCAUUGCAGCAGGACAACAGAGAAGCAAGCAAGUUUUCGGUUCGCCUUCUCCCCGAAGAGAAACGAAACCGCGAACGACCCAUCGGAGGGCAGGUGAAGUUGCUGAUUCGACACGAGCGCGAAGCUCUUCGUGUAAUGGUCAUGCACGUAAAGGAGUUGUCUCCCAGAAAUACGACAACCCUCGCGGAUCCGUACGUAAAACUUUACCUCCUGCCGGAUCCAACCAAGGCGACAAAGCUGAAGACCAAGAUUGCGCGAAAAACUCUUAACCCGACAUUUAACGAAACCUUGUUGUACAGCAUGUCAGAGUCGGAGGUACGACAGCGUUGCCUUCAGGUGACUGUGUUGGAUCACGAUUAUGUUGGCGAGAAUGAGUUCCUUGGUGGAGUGCUGAUCGAUCUUUCACAAGCUGAACUGAAGAAGUCUGUCGCCCGUUGGUACGCACUAACUGACAUCAGAAAACCACUUUGAGAGUGCUGAAUACUUCGUUGCUGUCCGAGAGAAAUGAGGCGACGGGAUCUGGGGACUACUCUAAUGAAAGAGAAGCCUGGAUAAACAGAACUGUCUCUUCGCGCCCUUAAUGCUAUCUGACAUUCAAUCCGCCAAAAAACGUCCUUACUAGUGACACUGACAGCUUUCUAACAAUCCACAUAAAUUAUUGACUGUGUGCGGAAGCUCACGACCGAGGAGCAACCAAUAGGAUAAACGGAGGAAUGUCUAUGGUACUCUGCAGUACUCAACUUUAUUUCCAGGCUCUCUCUUCUCUCUCUCUCUCUCUCUCUCUCUCUCU
This is a messenger RNA of Orbicella faveolata, 5787 nucleotides long. Its product is annotated as phosphatidylinositol 4-phosphate 3-kinase C2 domain-containing subunit beta-like. Gene Ontology annotation, cellular component: phosphatidylinositol 3-kinase complex; plasma membrane; cytoplasm. Gene Ontology annotation, molecular function: 1-phosphatidylinositol-4-phosphate 3-kinase activity; phosphatidylinositol binding; 1-phosphatidylinositol-3-kinase activity. Lineage: Eukaryota; Metazoa; Cnidaria; Anthozoa; Scleractinia; Merulinidae. Gene Ontology annotation, biological process: phosphatidylinositol-3-phosphate biosynthetic process; phosphatidylinositol-mediated signaling; phosphatidylinositol 3-kinase/protein kinase B signal transduction. The record is from RefSeq and is a predicted model, not a curated record.